Molecule: messenger RNA, 905 nt
Organism: Orbicella faveolata
Lineage: Eukaryota; Metazoa; Cnidaria; Anthozoa; Scleractinia; Merulinidae
Product: dual specificity protein kinase CLK2-like
Biological process (GO): regulation of RNA splicing; protein phosphorylation
Cellular component (GO): nucleus
Molecular function (GO): protein serine/threonine kinase activity; ATP binding
Source: RefSeq, a predicted model, not a curated record
UCUUACUGCGAUGAGUCGCUUUCGGCGCCAUCUUUUCGAAGGAUUGUGGAAGUCAGUGACUUUAAAAUGCCAAGAAACGGUCGAAGAAAGCGCUCUCUCAGCUCCGGAGAGGGAAGUUUAGUUUCUUACUAUUCGAAACAUCGAUGUAUUGACAAAGAACAUAGUCCUGUUUCUGACACUCGCCAUUAUAAACGUGGUAGUUCGACAGUUCGUUCUCGUGAGAGGAGACACAACCGUCAUUUGUCAAGAAAUCGAAGCCGCAGUACUAGACGAAGUGAUCGAAGGUUGAAGCGACAGAAGUAUCGCAAUGUUCCCUCUGAGGUUUCCACGAAGACAACUUGCGAGGAUGAUCCGAGUAGAGGCUUUUCAAGCGUCAUGGACGAUGAAGACGGUCACCUCAUUUAUCACCAGGGCGACUUGCUGCACUCCAGAUAUGAGAUUGGCACUCUGUUAGGGGAAGGAACAUUCGGCAAAGUCCUUGAUUGCCAUGACAGGAAAACCAAUACAUAUGUUGCAGUGAAAGUGAUAAAGAAUGUUGAGAAAUACAGGGAGGCUGCAAAGCUUGAAAUUAAAGUACUAGAGAAGAUCCAACAGAGAGACAGAAAUGGAAGGAGCCUGUGUGUUGUGCUACUCGAUUGGUUUAAUCACCAUGGACACAUGUGCCUUGUGUUUGAGAAGAUGGGCUUGAGUGUGUUUGACUUCAUGAAGGACAACAACUAUGAACCAUAUCCCCUGGAACAAGUCAGACAUAUUUCACAUCAACUUGUUGUUGCAGUCAAAUUUCUUCAUGAGAUGAAAAUGAGCCACACAGAUCUGAAACCAGAAAACAUGCUGUUUGUGAAUUCUGACUGCAAUGUUACCUACAAUGCAAGAAUGGUUUGUAUUUGAAAAUUUGUUUUGUUGCA